UCACAGUUGGGAUUUGCACUCCGAAGAAGGGAGAGGGGCCUGCACUGUUGUGUACUGUGCUGUUUUUUGGUUCUUUCUCUUCUCGUUUCAUCUUCGAGACCAGACCAGUCCCUGCAAAGGAAAGUGGAAAUCCUUCCAGUGAACCUAGAAGCGGUAUUUCGAAAGUGGUUUUGAGGUGUUAGCAUCAUGGUGAGAAAGAGGAGGACUGAACUUCCUAGCAGCAGUGGGGAGAGUUCAGAAUCCCAAGAUACUGCUGCUGGCCGCAGUGCCCAGCCUCCAACAGAAAGAUCUCCUCCUGCUCAACAGGGAGGUGGGGGAAGGGGUUGGCCCCCCCAAUCUCAGCAACAGCCUCAGCAAGGAGGUCGUGGAGGAUAUGGAGCUGGAUAUACUCCUCAGGGACGUGGUGGAUCCCAGCCAAGGGGUGGAAUGGCACCUCAGCAGUAUGGCGGCCCCCCUGAAUAUCAGGGUCGGGGAGGCCAGCCACGAGGAAUGCCACCUCAACAGCCUCUGGGUGCCCCCCCUGAUUCUGCGGGAAGGCGCCGAGGUGGUGGCAGUAUGGCCGGUGGCCGUGGGGGAGGGCCUACUUCUGGUGGCCAUUCUAGGCCACCAAUUCCCGAGCUGCACCAAGCUACCCAGGCUCAUUAUCAAGCCAUGGUGAACCCCCAGCCUGCACCAUCUGUGAAACCAUCAGAGUCAUAUUCUCAAGCUGGUUCUUCGUCCCAGCCACCUGAGCCGAGUACUGCACACGUGGCACAGCAGUUUCAGCAGCUUUCAGUACAGCCCGAAGCGGCACCACCAACACAAGCGAUUCAGCCUAUUGCCGCAUCCAGCAAAUCUAUGAGGUUUCCUCUCCGCCCUGGUAAGGGCAGCACUGGAGCAAGGUGUAUGGUGAAAGCUAACCAUUUCUUUGCUGAGCUUCCAGAUAAAGAGCUGCACCAGUAUGAUGUUUCGAUCACACCGGAAGUUACUUCACGGGGUGUGAACCGAGCUGUGAUGGAGCAACUGGUGAGAUUGUAUAGGGAGUCACACUUGGGAAGGAGACUUCCUGCUUAUGAUGGGCGAAAGAGCCUUUAUACUGCUGGGCCAUUACCUUUUACCUCAAAAGAGUUCUCAAUAACUUUAAUUGAUGAGGAUGAUGGAACCGGUGCUCCCAGGAGGGAGCGGCCAUUCAGGGUUGUCAUCAAGUUGGCUGCUCGUGCUGACCUUCAUCAUUUAGGAUUAUUUCUGCAGGGGAGGCAGGCAGAUGCACCACAGGAAGCUCUUCAGGUCCUUGAUAUUGUUCUGCGUGAACUACCCACUUCAAGGUACUCCCCUGUGGGACGAUCAUUUUAUUCCCCAAAUUUGGGGAGGAGGCAACCACUUGGCGAUGGAUUGGAAAGCUGGCGUGGUUUCUACCAGAGUAUCCGCCCUACUCAGAUGGGUCUCUCAUUGAAUAUUGAUAUGUCUUCCACUGCUUUCAUUGAGCCGCUGCCUGUGAUUGAUUUUGUAACCCAGUUAUUGAACCGAGAUGUUCUUUCUAGACCAUUGUCUGAUGCUGAUCGUGUAAAGAUCAAGAAAGCUCUCAGAGGUGUGAAAGUGGAAGUUACUCAUAGGGGAAAUAUGCGUAGAAAAUACCGUAUAUCUGGUUUAACUUCACAGGCCACAAGAGAGCUAACCUUCCCAGUUGAUGAUAGAGGAACAAUGAAAUAUGUUGUCCAAUAUUUCCAGGAGACAUAUGGGUUUGUCAUUCAGCAUAUGCAGUGGCCUUGUCUGCAAGUUGGGAACCAACAGAGGCCAAAUUAUCUGCCAAUGGAGGUCUGUAAGAUUGUGGAAGGCCAGAGAUAUUCCAAGCGAUUAAAUGAAAGGCAGAUUACAGCUCUGCUGAAAGUGACUUGUCAGCGUCCUCAUGAUCGAGAACUUGAUAUUAUGCAGACGGUACACCAUAAUGCUUACCAUGAGGAUCCAUAUGCAAAAGAAUUCGGGAUCAAGAUCAGUGAGAAGCUUGCUCAAGUUGAGGCACGCAUUCUCCCAGCACCAUGGCUUAAAUACCAUGACACAGGAAGGGAGAAAGAUUGCCUUCCAGAAGUUGGCCAGUGGAAUAUGAUGAAUAAGAAAAUGGUUAAUGGAGGAACAGUGAACAACUGGUUAUGUAUAAACUUCUCGCGCUACGUACAGGAAAGUGCUGCCCGAGCAUUUUGUCAAGAACUUGCACAAAUGUGCCACGUUUCAGGGAUGGUGUUUAAUCCUGAACCAGUUCUUCCACCCUACAAUGCUCGACCUGAUCAGGUUGAGAAAGCCUUGAAGACUAGGUAUCAUGAUGCCAUGACCAAAAUCCAGCCACAGAAGAAGGAACUUGAUUUAUUGAUUGUUAUAUUGCCUGAUAAUAAUGGUUCUCUCUAUGGUGAUUUGAAGCGAAUCUGUGAGACCGACCUUGGACUUGUUUCCCAGUGUUGCUUGAAUAAGCAUGUAUCUAAGAGGAGCAAACAAUAUCUGGCAAAUGUUGCUUUGAAGAUUAAUGUCAAGGUUGGUGGAAGAAAUACAGUGCUUGUUGACGCAUUGUCGAGACGUAUACCUCUAGUCAGUGACCGGCCAACCAUUAUCUUUGGUGCGGAUGUGACACAUCCCCAUCCCGGCGAGGACUCUAGCCCAUCCAUUGCAGCUGUCGUGGCUUCUCAAGAUUGGCCGGAAGUCACUAAGUAUGCUGGUCUGGUUAGCGCUCAAGCUCAUCGUCAGGAAUUGAUUCAAGAUCUGUAUAAAGUCUGGCAAGAUCCUGUCAGAGGAACAGUGUCUGGUGGCAUGAUAAAGGAACUUUUAAUAUCUUUCCGCAGAGCAACUGGCCAGAAACCACAGCGAAUAAUAUUCUAUAGAGACGGGGUGAGUGAAGGCCAAUUCUAUCAGGUCUUGCUCUAUGAACUGGAUGCAAUCCGAAAGGCAUGUGCCUCUUUGGAGCCGAAUUAUCAGCCUCCUGUUACUUUCGUUGUGGUUCAAAAGCGUCACCAUACUAGGUUGUUUGCUAGCAACCAUAAUGACCGCCGCUCUGUUGACAGGAGUGGUAACAUUUUACCUGGUACUGUUGUUGAUUCUAAGAUCUGCCAUCCAACAGAGUUUGACUUCUACUUGUGCAGUCAUGCUGGCAUCCAGGGUACAAGCCGUCCAGCUCACUAUCAUGUCCUUUGGGAUGAGAACGAGUUCACGGCGGAUGGGCUGCAGUCUCUCACAAACAACCUGUGCUACACAUAUGCGAGGUGCACCCGUUCGGUGUCCAUCGUUCCACCGGCAUAUUAUGCACAUUUGGCUGCAUUUCGAGCACGUUUCUACAUGGAACCGGAGACAUCAGAUAGUGGGUCCAUGACAAGUGCAGCAGUAGGUCGUGCAGGUUCGGGAAGUGGUGCUGGUGGCCGAAGCACACGGAUUUCAGGUGUGGGUGCUGCUGUUCGACCACUCCCUGCCCUCAAGGAGAAUGUGAAGAAGGUUAUGUUCUAUUGCUAGGUAUGAUGCAUGUAAUUUGCUUUAGAAACACACUUCCUCCAGUACUUUCUGUUGCUGCAUGCCCUAUGCGUGGAGCACAGCCAUGAGUUCAAAAAUACAUUUCUUAAUAUGGUGUUAUUAUUCGGAGGAUGCAAAUGAUUUGUU
This is a messenger RNA of Telopea speciosissima, 3612 nucleotides long. RefSeq names its product protein argonaute 1-like. Gene Ontology annotation, biological process: regulatory ncRNA-mediated post-transcriptional gene silencing. The record is from RefSeq and is a predicted model, not a curated record. Gene Ontology annotation, molecular function: protein binding; RNA binding. The transcript has 22 exons. Bases 187 to 3468 code for a protein of 1093 amino acids. Gene Ontology annotation, cellular component: cytoplasm. Lineage: Eukaryota; Viridiplantae; Streptophyta; Magnoliopsida; Proteales; Proteaceae.